GUCCGGUAACGGGAUCGUGAGUAUGCGGCUGGCGAGACUGGGUUGGGAUGUCUACUCGCCAUCCAUAUAAAACCAAUGCGGAGACUUGCUGUUCACAGUCAGCUCAGAAUUGUACGGAUGAUGACAAUAAGUAGCUAACAUUGUGACAGUAUAGGGAUUGGAAUGCAAUCAAAUUGUUGGACAUUUGUUCAUCAGUGGAAUUCAAUAGGCUUAACUAGCUAAUAAUAGCGGCCGGCUAUUUUCCACUCAUAUUUUCUUAACCGUGGGACACUGAACAAAUAUUAAAAUGGUCAUCAUUACAAAGAAAUUGAAGACCUUUGAGGUCGUUUUCCAUGAUCCUACUAAGGCUUUCUACUCCAGUGGUGACAAGGUAUCCGGGAAUAUUGUGGUUGAGGUGUCCGAGGUGACCAAGGUGUCCGCUAUGAGAGUGUUUGGAAUUGGAUGCGCAAAAGUGGAGUACGCGAAAGGAAAGCACAGAUGCCGUGAAGGCAUUGAAUAUCUGAAAUACGAAGAUACCGUUUAUCUGGACCACCAGCCUAGAGAUUCCAAUGGCUCGGUCACUCUCAGACCAGGGAACAGAUAUGAGUACAUGUUUGGCUUCGAGCUGCCACAUGCUGGGCAACUGGUGUCGUCCUACAAGGGGAAGUUUGGCUGUGUCCAGUAUUAUGUCAGGGCUGUGAUGGAGAGGCCUUCCCAGCCUGCUUUGCAGUGCGAGAAACACUUUGAGGUGGAGGAGCCCUUGGACGUCAACACCCCUGACCUCCUGGCUCCAGCUGCAGGUACAAAGGAGAAGAAGCUCACCUGCAUGUUCAUCCCAGAUGGACAUGUGUCCAUCAGUGCCAAGAUCGAGCGCAAGGGCUUCUGCGAGGGCGAGGACAUCUGCAUCAAUGCAAAGUUUGAAAACACCUGUUCACGUAUCGUGGUGCCCAAGGCAGCCAUCAUGGUCAAGCACACCUACCAGGCCAAUGGCCGGACCAAGGUCCUGGGGCAGAAGCUCUCAGUCGUGAGGGGCAACCAUAUCAUCUCGGGCAUGUGUGACAUGUGGCAGAGCAAGACCAUCCGAGUGCCUAGGCUCAAGCCCUCACUCCUGGGGUGCGACAUCAUUCACGUGGACUAUGCCCUCAGGAUCUAUGUCCACAUUCCCGGCAGUGACAAGGUGGUCCUAGAGUUGCCCCUGGUCAUCGGGAACAUCCCCUUCAAUGGCUUUGGCAGCCGCACCAACAGCAUGAGCAGCCAGGCAGAGUCCCUGAACACCCCCUUCAGUAGCUUUGGGUCGCUGUGCCUCCCGUCACAACCCCCCAGCUACAGCAACAUCUCUCGCGACUGCCGUAUCGACUCCGCCCUCACACCUCUGCUGGUCAACUACGACGCAGAUGAGGAUGAAGGACUGUUCAUGCGCGCCCCCGAGCUUUGGUACCCUCCUCCCCCUGCCUACACCGAGGUUGACGAGGAUCUCAAACAGCAAUGGCCAUGUUCUUCGGGUCUGCUGAACCACGAGUAAGAGUUGCAAUUAAUCCCCGUUGUAGUCUAAGCACUGGUGGUUAGCCUUAGUGAGAUCGGGGAACGGACUGGUGACUGGUUAAAGAGCAGCACAGCUGUGAAGCAGAAAGAGUAUGGGACCCUAGCCCUGAAGACUCUUUCAAGGAACAGAACUGAGAUGUGGACUUGAGAGUCAAGUUGAAGUGAAACUAUUCAGGUUGAAUGCGUAUGGAUUGUAGAUGUUGGUGUCCACUCCACAUUCACUAUCACCAUUGCAGUCUUCAGAAACUGAUCGUUCUACAGUUGAAGUCGGAAGUUUACAUACACUUAGGUUGGAGUCAUUAAAACUAGUUUUUCAACCACUCCACAAAUGUAUUAUUAACAAACUAGUUUUGGCAAGUCGGUUAGGACAUCUACUUUGUGCAUGACACAAGCCAUUUUCCAACAAUUGUUUAGAGACAGAUUAUUUCACUUAUCAUUCACUGUAUCACAAUUCCAGUGGGCCAGAGGUUUACAUACACUAAGUUGACUGUGCCUUUAAACAGCUUGGAAAAUUCCAGAAAAUUAUGUCAUAGCUUUCGAAGCUUCUGAUAGGCUAAUUGACAUCAUUUGAGUCAAUUGGAGGUGAACCUGUGGAUGUAUUUCAAGCCUACCUUCAAACUCAGUGCCUCUUUGCUUGGCAUCAUGGGAAAAUCAGAAGAAAUCAUCCAAGAUCAAAUUUUUAAAAAUGUAGACCUCCACAAGUCUGGUUCAUCCUUGGGAGCAAUUUCCAAACGCCUGAAUGUACCACGUUCAUCUGUACAAACAAUAGUACGCAAGUAUAAACACCAUGGGACCACGCAGCCGCCAUACCGCUCAGGAAGGAGACACGUUCUGUCUCCUAGAGAUGAACAUACUUUGGUGCGAAAAGUGCAAAUCAAUCCCAGAACAACAGCAAAGGACCUUGUGAAGAUGCUGGAGGAAAUGGGUACAAAAGUAUCUAUCCACAGUAAAAAGAGUCGACAUAACCUGAAAGGCCUCUCGGCAAGGAAGAAGCCACUGCUCCAAAACCGCCAUAAAAAAAGCCAGACUACGGUUUGCAACUGCACAUGUUGACAAAGAUCAUACUAUUUGGAGAAAUGUCCCCUGGUUUGACAAAAAUAUAACUGUUUGGCCAUAAUGACCAUCGUAUAUGUUUGGAGGAAAAAGGGGGAGGCUUGCAAGCCGAAGAACAACAUCCCAACCGUAAAGCACAUUUCAAGACAUCAGUCAGGAAGUUAAAACUUGGUCACAAAUGGGUCUUCCAAAUGGACAAUGACCCCAAGCAUACUUCCAAAGUUGUGGCAAAAUGGCUUAAGGACAACAAAGUCGAGGUAUUGCAGUGACCAUCACAAAACCCAGACUUCAAUCCUAUAGAAAAUGUGUGGACAGAACUGAAAAAUAAUGUGUGAGCAAGGAGGCCUACAAACCUGACUCAGUUACACCAGCUCUGUCAGGAGGAAUGGGCCAAAAUUCACCCAACUUAUUGAGGGAAGCUUGUGGAAGGCUACCCGAAACAUUUGACCCAAGUUCAACAAUUUAAAGGCAAUGCUACCAAAUACUAAUUGAGUGUAUUUAAACUUCUGACCCACUGGGAAUGUGAUGAAAUAAAUAAAAGCUUAAAUAAAUAAUUCUCUACUAUUAUUCUGACAUUUCACAUUCUUAAAAUAAAGUGGUGAUCCUAAUUGACGUAAAACUGAAUUUUUACUAGGAUUACAUGUCAGGAAUUGUGAAAAACUGAGUUUAAAUGUAUUUGGCUGAGGUGUAUGUAAACUUCCGACUUCAACUGUAUGUCUGUCUGUAACCCUCUAGUCAUUCCACGGUAGUUCUGUACCUCAGUGUGUUCGAGCAUUUUGACAGUUGACAUAUUCUCUCAGAGGAAUGAAACAAUGUUAGAAUUCACAUCCAUACAUUGAGUGUGCACAGCUAUCAUUUUAGGUCAGACAGAUACAAUGCUGUGACCAUGCAAAAGUAGUGAAGGGAUAGAAAGUUUCAAUUUUAUAUUCUGUUGCACUUUAUGUUAAUAUCAUUGGCUCUUAAUUAGAUAAUUAAAAAUGACAUAUUUUUGUAUUCAUAAUAUUCUUCCAGAUUAUACUAGGUCAUUUUACAAUAAUGUUAACUCAGUGGUUUAUGGUAGAAGAGAGUGACUUUUCAUGGUAAUGACCAAGCUUGCCGAAUGGGAAUGACUAAAUGGGAGAUCUACAUUAUGUUUUGAAUUUGGGUAUGUGAAAAUGCGAGAAGUAUUUUAUACGAGGAGAACCUAUGGGUAGGUUUUCUAUGCAAAGAAAAAAUAUUAAAUUCUGAAUUGUU
Messenger RNA from Oncorhynchus keta (chum salmon), 3807 nucleotides. RefSeq names its product thioredoxin-interacting protein-like. The transcript has 6 exons. Gene Ontology annotation, biological process: protein transport. Gene Ontology annotation, molecular function: ubiquitin protein ligase binding. Gene Ontology annotation, cellular component: cytoplasm. The coding region runs from base 287 to 1501 and encodes 404 amino acids. NCBI's taxonomy places the organism in Eukaryota, Metazoa, Chordata, Actinopteri, Salmoniformes, Salmonidae. The record is from RefSeq and is a predicted model, not a curated record.